Bubalus bubalis (water buffalo) is the source of this 4264-nucleotide messenger RNA. It is a transcript of the gene POGK, whose product is annotated as pogo transposable element derived with KRAB domain. The record is from RefSeq and is a predicted model, not a curated record. The transcript is spliced from 6 exons. Gene Ontology annotation, biological process: regulation of DNA-templated transcription. Gene Ontology annotation, molecular function: DNA binding. The coding region runs from base 582 to 2408 and encodes 608 amino acids. NCBI's taxonomy places the organism in Eukaryota, Metazoa, Chordata, Mammalia, Artiodactyla, Bovidae. Gene Ontology annotation, cellular component: nucleus.
CACCAGAUGCACACUCACUCCACACCUAGGAAUUGCCCGCGCCCCUAGAGGGCAGGAGCGCGGCCUUUGUACUGGCGUAGGAGCUGGGCGAAAGAGAAUUUGCAGAAGAGAGAAUUUGCGGUCCAGAGGCAACGAGUUUUGCCGGUAGGGAUGGGCCCCAGACCCUGGUGAUUUCUGCCUCUUCUUGGGUAUCCAAGCAUUACUCUUCACUAAGGGUCCUGGGCUUGGAAAGUCACUAAAGGCAGAAUGACUCUAUUUUCUGACCUGGCUCAUGGACAAAACCUUUGACUCUGGAAAAUCCAGGUCUUCUGGGCCAACCAACCUCCUGACACAACUGGCCCUGUAGGAACAACCCAGUUGAGCGAGUGCACUGUGAGUUCAAAUGCCUUCAUUGACAGGAAGCCAACACACCUGCUGCUGAUUCCAUGUUUGGGUGGCACUGGCUAUGAGAAAGUUCUGCCUUUUGUUGCAUUAAUAAAACUUCCUGGAAUGUUUACCCACCAACCUGUUAUGCCCUUGGGUCUCUACAGAACCAGUUUGGUCUCUCUUCCAGUUUUUUAAAUAUUUGAAGACAGCCAGAGAUGGCAUCCACAGCCUGCCCUCUCAAUUUGACCCUGAAGGAAGAGGAAGAAGAAGAAGAGAUUCAGAGCCGGGAACUAGAGGAUGGCCCCACAGAUAUGCAAAAAGUCCGAAUCUGCUCAGAGGGUGGAUGGGUGCCAGCCCUAUUCGAUGAGGUGGCCAUAUAUUUUUCCGAUGAGGAGUGGGAAGUUUUGACGGAGCAACAAAAGGCUCUCUACCGGGAGGUCAUGAGGAUGAAUUAUGAAACUGUCCUGUCUCUGGAAUUCCCAUUCCCUAAGCCUGACAUGAUCACUCGGUUGGAAAAGGAGGAGUCUCAGAAUUCUGAUGAAUGGCAGCUCCAAGGAGGAACCUUUGCAGAAAAGGAAGAAUCCGACAUGAAGCCCCCAGAUUGGGCGGGCCCGAUGAACGCAGCCUCGCAGCUUCCCCAGGCUCAGCACCUGGAUGGCUUUGGCCUCCGUCUGCCUCGGGACAUCACAGAGCUGCCCGAGUGGGGCGAGGGGUACCCUUUCUACAUGGCCAUGGGCUUCCCCGGGUAUGACCUCUCGGCCGACGACCUGGCCGGGAAGUUUCAGUUCAGCCGGGGCAUGCGCCGCAGUUACGACGCAGGAUUCAAGUUAAUGGUGGUGGAGUACGCCGAGAGCACCAACAACUGCCAGGCGGCCAAGCAGUUUGGGGUGCUGGAGAAAAACGUCCGCGACUGGCGCAAAGUGAAGCCGCAGCUGCAGAACGCCCACGCCAUGCGGCGUGCCUUCCGCGGCCCCAAGAACGGGCGCUUCGCCCUGGUGGACCAGCGCGUGGCCGAAUAUGUGCGAUACAUGCAGGCCAAAGGGGACCCCAUCACCAGGGAGGCUAUGCAGCUGAAAGCUCUGGAGAUCGCCCAGGAGAUGAACAUUCCAGAGAAAGGGUUCAAGGCUAGCUUGGGUUGGUGUCGAAGAAUGAUGCGGAGGUAUGACUUGUCACUGCGACAUAAGGUGCCCGUGCCCCAGCAGCUGCCCGAAGACCUGACCGAGAAGCUUCUCACCUACCAGCGGAGCGUCCUGGCUCUGCGCAGGGCACAUGACUACCAGGUGGCUCAGAUGGGAAACGCAGACGAGACGCCAAUUUGCUUAGAGGUGCCCUCGAGGGUGACUGUGGACAACCAGGGGGAAAAGCCUGUCUUGGUCAAGACGCCAGGGAGGGAGAAACUGAAAAUCACAGCCAUGCUUGGUGUCUUGGCUGAUGGGAGGAAGUUACCUCCAUAUAUCAUUCUGAGGGGCACGUACAUCCCCCCUGGGAAGUUCCCGAGUGGCAUGGAAAUCCGCUGCCACCGGUAUGGAUGGAUGACGGAGGAUCUGAUGCAGGACUGGCUAGAGGUGGUGUGGAGGCGGAGGACGGGCGCGGUGCCCAAGCAGCGAGGGCUGCUGAUCCUGAACGGCUUCCGGGGCCACGCCACCGACUCAGUGAAGAGCUCCAUGGAGAGCAUGAACACCGACAUGGUCAUCAUCCCGGGGGGCUUGACCUCACAGCUGCAGGUGUUGGAUGUGGUGGUCUACAAACCGCUGAAUGACAGUGUCCGGGCCCAGUAUUCCAACUGGCUCCUGGCGGGCAACCUGGCGCUGAGCCCCACCGGGAACGCCAAGAAGCCGCCGCUGGGCCUUUUUCUGGAGUGGGUCAUGGUGGCAUGGAAUAGCAUCUCGAGCGAGUCCAUCGUCCAAGGGUUCAAGAAGUGCCACAUCUCCAGCAACCUGGAGGAUGAGGAUGACGUGCUGUGGGAAAUCGAGAGCGAGCUGCCAGGCGGAGGGGAACCACCCAAGGAGUGUGACACUGAGAGCCUGACGGAGAGCCACUGAGGGAAAGCCGAGCAAAUAGAACUGUGUUUGGAACAUUUGGGGAGGAAAAUCGUCAAGAAGAUUCCUUGCAGCCUGAAUGCACAGGGAGAAGCAAGAAAAGGCUGUGGGGCUUGAAAUAACCCAGGUCUGGACAGCAGCCUGAGCAUCCGGCCCUGGGAUAGAGCCCAACCCCAUCCCACACCAUGAGGAGUCCAAAAAGUUGAGGACCCUUCAUUUCAUCAGAAACGUGAUUAGAAAAGAAACUGCUUCUGCCUCAUUUCUUGUUUUAGAAAUUCCGUUUAUAGAACCUGUAAAUAGGUGUGAACAAACGUAUUUCCUAGAGAAGAGACCAUUUGUUCAACACCAACAAGAAACUCAUCAUAUGGGCCCAACUCCACUGGUAUUCUUUCUUUGGAGAAAACCUCAAGUUAAUGUUUUUCCUUCUGCCUCUAAAAAUGCUUCCAUCAGUAGAACCUGUCCCCACACAGGUCAAGACUGCAGAGAAGGCUUUGUAGAAAUGGCCAUUUAUGUACACGUGCUACUUACACAUUUCCUUUUUUGGAAAAAUGAGAUGCUAAUAAUGACAAAAUUCAGACAUACUGGCCUAAUGCCAGCAGAUGGCUUUUCUACAAACUAGGUUAGUAUGGAAGAUACAGAUUAAAAUAAACUAUGCUAUUUUAUUUAUCUUCCCAAUCUGGUUGGCAGCUAGACUUUUCUAGGGUCUCAUUUAAUGGCCCUAUGUUUCAUUAUUAUUUUAUUUAAUGAUAGGGUAGCAUUUAGUACACAAGCUCUUCUGUUUCUCAGGCUGCCUGCAGAAGUCACCAUAAAUUAUCUGUUGUCUACAUGGUACAAAGCUCAUUGACUCACCUGAUACCGUUUGGUUAAUUCCUUUAAUAUUUUUAUCACAAGGGUGGUAAGAGGGCUUGGGCCUUUAGCCACAGCUGUUUCAGGACUUCUAAACUUCUAUCCCGCAAAAAUAGGUGGGAGAUCUUUGAAAUUUUACACUAUACUAAUUUGCAUUCCCACAUAAGUUGAGUGUUAUUAAAACAUUCCAUCAAAGCUACCUGUGCUACAAAAAAAUAUGCCAGAACCUCAUAGACAAAGCCCUUGCUAGAAACGUCAUUCCAAUGUCAGAUCUGGAUAACAGGCUACCAUAACCACUUUUCCUUCCUAUAGACCCAGCUCAUUUGUAUAAUAUUCUUGGCAUCCUGAAACACCUAUUUCUACUCAGGUACUCAUUCCUAUUAUUAGUGACCCAUGUUCCUCAUUUUUUAAAACCAGUUUUCCUCCAAGAGGGGAACUUUAACUUCUGGUGUCUGAUUACUUUUCAGUUUGAAUUGUUUCAUUUGCUUUUACCUGCACUGUAUUCUUUAUCAUCUCAAAUGGCAUCUAAAUCCAGCUACUUUUCAUUCCAGAAGUUUUCAUUCCCUCCAAUUCCACUUAAUUUAUCCUCCACUAUCCUGGUUCCUGGCCCUUUCCUCUACGUACUGUUUUACUUGUUUUGGGAGCUUAAAGGAUUUUAUAAGACCUAGUUUUUGGUUCCCGCACUGGAGCCAUAGUUGUCUUGCAGAGAAGAGUAGAAAAUGGGUUCAACUCCUGUUUCAUUCCACCAACACCUCCUUAAGUCUCAUCAUCAGCUGACAGGUGAUGCCUUACAGGUUGCAUAGCACUGGAACUUCUAGAGUAAUGGCUCUACUGUCAGGGUUUUCUGGGCUCACUCUUCCACUGACUUAUGAUCUAUGCCUAACAGAGCCCCAGUACAACUAUUUUGCAGAAUGGCUAUUACCCUAGAGAUACUAUAGCACAUAUUGAGACAUAGUUGUACUCCCCAGUAGAUAGGAACUGAGUCUAACAAUAAACUUUGAUAAUAAAGACAA